UUUACCCGGAAGCAGAGCGACCGUUCGACGAGUUAGCUUCGGAUUUAGCCUCAGAAAUAAGUCACGUUUUCCACAUGUCAGUUUAGCGGAUUUUAAUCCAGUGGUGAUGCGGUCGUUAACCUUUGUGCACCGGAUCAGUUUGGACUUCACAGGAACUAUGUUUCCUCACGCCAUCUGCCUGGGAGACGCAGACAACGACUCGCUGAAUGAACUAAUUGUUGGAGACACAAGUGGAAAGCUGCUCGUCUACAAGAAUGAUGAAUCCAAGCCUUGGGUCACAAGAACCUGUGUGGGAAUGCUGACCUGCGUCGCAGUCGGAGACGUCUGCAACAAGGGAAAGAAUCUCGUCGUCGCUGUGGGAGCAGAAGGAUGGUUCCACCUCUUCGACGUGACGGCGGCCAGCGCCAGCAAAUCCGACUCCUCCAGCCAGCAUGAGUUCCUGUGUCCUGACGACCAGAGACCCUUCUUCACCCAACACAUCCCGGCCAACACCAAAGUCAUCCUCAUCAGUGACAUCGACGGAGAUGGGCGCUGUGAGCUGGUGGUGGGAUACACAGACCGGGUGGUCCGAGCUUUCCGCUGGGAGGAGCCGUCCGACAGUUCAGAUGGGGGAUCCGGUCAGCUGGUUCUCCUGAAGAAGUGGCUACUGGAGGGACAGGUGGACAGCCUGUCCGUCAACCCGGGUCCCGAGGGUUUGCCGGAGCUCAUGGUGUCCCAGCCGGGCUGCGGUUACGCCAUCCUGCUCUGCACCUGGACCCAGCAGGACUCCACCGAGUCUGAGGACGACGCCCCUGCCACGCCGGGCAGUGACUUGCCGUCCAGAGAUGUAGUUCUCCACCUGACCAGCGGGCGGAUUCACAACAAAAACGUUUCCACUCACCUCAUCGGCAGUAUAAGCAAAGGUUCAAAAGAAGAAUCAUCAAAAUGUGGACUGUUUGCACUUUGUACUUUAGAUGGAACCCUGAAGCUGAUGGACAGCUCAGAGCAGCUCCUGUGGUCAGUUCAGGUCGAUCAUCAGCUCUUCGCUCUGCAGAAACUUGACGUCACUGGAGAUGGCAGAGAGGAGGUGGUGGCCUGCGCCUGGGACGGUCAGACCUACAUUAUCGACCACAACAGGACUGUGGUGCGCUUCCAGUUUGACGAAAACGUCAACGCCUUCUGUGCAGGUCAGUACACAUGCAAAGAGGGCAAAAACAGCCCCUGUCUGGUGUACGUCAGUUUCAACCAGAAAAUCUACAUCUACUGGAAGGUGGAGCUUGAACGGAUGGAGUCCACCAACCUACUGCGAGUGCUUGAGGAGAAGCCCGAGUUUAAAAGCCAGCUGAAGGCUCUGGGAGUUGACAGUGAAGAUCCGGCUGCAGUGAGAGAUCUGGUGGCGAAUGUUCUGUACCAGGACGGACAGACGUAGCGCAGCAACAGAUUUCCACCACUCAGCCUCCUUCUCUGUUUUCUGCUGCGCCGUAUUAAGGCCACAGCGGACAGGGGGAAAAGGAGCGAAUUUCUACCCAAAAACUAAAAAAAAUUAGAUUCAUCUGAAAAAUGUGCAAGUUUUUUUCUAGGAAAUGUGUGCAAUUAAUCUUAACAUUUUUGGAUGAAAAUUUGCUCAUUGUUGUUAUUUUUAUUAUUUCUUUUUUGGAAGAAAGUAUCACAGUAUCAAACGUUGAACAUUUGUUUGAGGAAAAAGUAAAAUUUUGAGAUCAAUCUCAGAAUUUUUUCAGGAGAAAUCUUGGGACUUUUUAAGUUUCAAAAGACAAAGUCUUGAAAAUUUCCACCAGAUUUUUCAAACUCAAAAAUUUUCUUGAUCUUUCUAGAAAAUGUAUUGGAUUAUUCUCAAUAUUUGAGUUUUUUCUAUAAAUUUGUAAACUUUUUGAACCCAAAAAUUUCCUCGAUCUUUUCAGAAUUUUCUCAGAUAAAUCUUAGAAUUAAAAAAAGAUUCCAGUUUGUUUUAAACUCUUCAAACUCUAUUUUAUGUUUUUUUUUCCUGAAAAUUUCCGAGAUUAAUCUAAAAAAAUUCCUUUAGCAAAUUUUCAAGUUUUGAAAAUGUCUUCUUUCUUUAUUGAAAUUGUCUCAGAUGAAUCUCAAAAUGUCAAUUUUUUGCAGCUAGUUUUCAACUUUUCAGACUUUGUUUUUUUUUCUUAAAUAUUGCUGAGAUUUAAACAUUUCUGAGUUUGGCAGAGAUUUACUCCUCAUUUUUUUCUAUGUACAUCGAUAUGCACGUGUCGUAUGCUGCGUUCUCUUCCUAAUGUAAAUACUGUAAUAAAGAGCGUUCCCCAGCGGC
Molecule: messenger RNA, 2278 nt
Organism: Poeciliopsis prolifica (blackstripe livebearer)
Lineage: Eukaryota; Metazoa; Chordata; Actinopteri; Cyprinodontiformes; Poeciliidae
Gene: itfg2
Product: integrin alpha FG-GAP repeat containing 2
Exons: 12
Coding region: 107-1408 (433 amino acids)
Biological process (GO): regulation of TOR signaling
Cellular component (GO): KICSTOR complex
Source: RefSeq, a predicted model, not a curated record